Molecule: messenger RNA, 2062 nt
Organism: Parastagonospora nodorum SN15
Lineage: Eukaryota; Fungi; Ascomycota; Dothideomycetes; Pleosporales; Phaeosphaeriaceae
Exons: 5
Coding region: 1-1938 (645 amino acids)
Source: RefSeq, a predicted model, not a curated record
AUGGACAAGGUCAGAGCAAAGACGCGUACGGCGCGCAACAGACUCGCCGAGGCCACUUCUUCAGGAACCGGGCAGGGGUCGCUUCACGUGCCUCACUCUUCACUCGCGCCCCACGACAACUCAUCGACGCAUGCUGUCAACGAAGGCUUCCUGGGGCCACUGCCGGGCACCGAGGCGCAAGACUUUGCUACACCGAACGAGCCAACGCGACAGCCAGUGAUUGAGCCGCCGACUUCACUUCAGUCCUCGGUCGAUGCUGUGCGCGUCCGCGAAGGGCAAGAAGCAGCUCGGCACCACACAAAGCGCCUGCAUCUCUCCAGCAACAUCAACGCCGCCCACCUGUGGGACGACAAGCAAGUCGCCCAGGGCCCAAAUCCAUCUGCGCAGCGGCUGAGCACGUUGCCUGCACUCGACGAGGAACAUGCGCUGGGGCAGGUGCCUUCGAAUUCAAGCAAGCCCGAAUCCACCAAAGUCGAGCCUACACGCCUUCGAAAGGUCAAAAGUGCUAUACAGACGAGAAUACCGUUUUGGGGUAGUCCAGAGAAACAGGCGACACCAGAUGCAAGCGGCCACGCGACACCACAGUAUGAGGAACCUGCUGACUACACGUCGGACAUGGUCGAUGUGCUCGACACAAUUGAUCCCGAAGUCGCGACCCUCACAUCUCUGACCAACGUUCAAAACUCGCUCUUCAUUCCUAACCUACCAUUCCUGAACCGCCGACCCACCUACAACCUACGCCGCCGACCCAGUGAAACCGAAAGUCUCAAUGAGAUCAACAGGGUAUUGGGUCCGCUCCGAGAUGCCCAGGCCGAAGAACAGGCUGUACCUCGUCUUCGUAGAACAGAGAGUGAAGGUACAAUGGCCACCGUGGCCACGAUCGACUCGCAACUCAGCGACUCCCGUUAUGCUGUAUUACCCCAAGGUGCCUCAUUGGAAGGCUGGUCCAAGCAGGACAAGGCUGAGGUCAACGACCAUGUGCGGCAUAUGCUACACUCGAAGCGCUCCAAGUUCAAGCGCACUAUGCGCGGCUUCGGACAGUACGUGAGGAGACCACUCGGCUUCGCCGUCACACUCUAUGCCACGCUCAUCACCCUCUUCGGUCUUGCCUGGGUACUGUUCCUCAUCGGCUGGAUCAACGUUGGCGGCAGGCAGAUCUAUGUUGUUCACGUCAUCGACAGUGUGUUAGUCGCCUUGUUUGCCGUUGUCGGAGACGGUCUCGCCCCAUUCCGUGCCAUCGACACGUAUCACAUGAUCUAUAUCGCCCACUAUCAUCACUACACUUGGUCAAGGAGGAAGAAGGAUAUGCUACCGGCUUUGACUGACAACAACGAUCUACCUUCCGCCAAUGCGCCCAUUAGUGUGCCACGCACGGUCGACCCCGAGGACCCCGAGAAGCAGUGGGAAUUUACAGUCUUGACCCCCAAGCAGCAAGAGAAGCUCGAGCACCAUCAGGCCAAAUUUUGCAAGUCGCACUCCUUCUACAAGCCCCACGAGACCGAGACCCAUCACGCCUUUCCGCUACGAUUCCUUGUCGCCAUUGUCGUCCUUCUCGAUUGCCACUCCCUUCUUCAAAUCUCCCUCGGCGCAUGUACGUGGGGCAUUUACUACAAAGUCCGACCUUUUGCCCUCACCACCGUCAUUCUUUGCUGCUCCAUCACGUGCAACGCCACAGCCGGUCUACUUAUUUGGCUCGGCGACAAGCGCACGCGCAAGAAUGACGUGGUCGAGCGCAUGAACCGACAGGAGUUGACCGAGGAGGCUAUUCGUCAUGUGGAGAAGAAGAAGGAGAAGGGAAACGAGAGUGAAGAGGAGGGCGAGAAGAAGAGAAGUGGCAGCAGGAUGAGCUUUGAUGGCAUUAGGAAGUUCCAGGCACAAGCACUUGGUGGUGACAAGAAGGGGAAAGCUGAGCAGAAAGAGGAGCCCGCUUGUCCCUAGCAGUGUCGAGUGGAAUAACGAACGGGAUGUUGCAUUGUGUUGUGGAGCGUUCAAGCGUAUAUACCAAUAGUCUUUGGCAUUUUUUGCAUCUAGGAUAGCUUAAUUGAGAGAGAUUUCUUAUUCA